Messenger RNA from Rotaria sp. Silwood1, 1638 nucleotides. The record is from the annotation of a GenBank genome assembly. NCBI's taxonomy places the organism in Eukaryota, Metazoa, Rotifera, Eurotatoria, Philodinida, Philodinidae.
AUGAUUAGUUCAAUGGAUAAUCAUAAAACUUCUUCAAUAUUAUCUCAAAAAGAAAAUCAAACAGAAGAAGAAAAAGAAGAAAUAAAAAAAAUAAAUUCUGAUCAAUUACAAGAAACUUCACAAAAAUCAUCAACAAAAAAUAUUGUUAUAGAACAUUUUAAAAUCUCUGAUAUUCCAAUAAAAUCAAGUAGUAGAUCAGCUGCUAUUAUUGAAAUUGACGAAAAUCGUAAACGUGAAAAACGUGAAUUAAAUAAUCUCAAUGAUCGUUUUGCUUCAUAUAUUGAACGUGUACGUUUUUUGGAAGCACAAAAUAAAAAAUUUCAAUUUGAAAUAGAUGAAAUACGUCAAAAAUGGGGUUCACAAAUAACUAAAUUAAAAGAAAUCUAUGAUAGUGAAUUAUCUGAAGCUCGUCAUAUUAUUAAUGAUACAGCUAAACAACAUGCUACAAUUGAUCUUCGUACUAAACAUGCUGAAGAAGAAACAUUAAAUUUUAAAGACAAAUGUGAAGCAUUAAGAAUUGCAAGAGAUUCUGAUCAUCGACAAAUUGAAUCCUUACAAAAACAAUUAUUUAAUAAUGAAGCAGAUCUUGAUCUAUUUCGUCGUCGUAUAACUGAUUUAGAAGAUGAACAAAAACGUUUUAAUAUUGAAUCUAAAAAACUUAUAUUAGAUAUUCAACGUAUAACAAAAAAUUUAGAUCAAGAAAUAAUAUCACGAAUACAAUUAGAAAAUCAAAAAGAAAAUCUUGAAAAAGAAAUUAAAUUUUUAAAAGAAAUACAUUUACAAGAAAUAGAUGAAUUAAAACAAAUUAAUUUAAAUAAUACAAUAUUAGAUUCAACAAAAUUUUUUCAAUAUGAAUUAUCAAAUGCUAUUAAAAAUAUUCGACAAGAAUAUGAACAACUUAAUGAUCAACAACGACAUGAACUUGAAUCAUGGUAUCAAAUAAAAGUUACACAAGCUAUAAAAGAAAUACAAACAAUUAAAAAAUCUAAAAUUAAUUUUGAACAAGAAGAAAUUAAAAAAUUACGAACAAUAGUUGCAAAUUCACAACAAGAUAUUUCUACAAUAUGUCAACGAAAUGAAGAAUUAGAAAAUCGUAUUCGAGAAUUAGAAAAUCUUAUUAAUAUUGAACGAAAUGAAAAUAUUCAAAUAUCAAAUGAACGUGAUAAAAAAAUAAAAGAAUUACGAAAUCGUCUUGAAGAUUUAGAACAAAAUUAUAAUGAACUUAUUUCAACAAAAAUAUCACUUGAUUCAGAAAUUGCUAUCUAUAGAAAAUUACUUGAAGGUGAAGAAAAAAGAGAAGGUUUAAAACAAAUAGCUAAUAAUAUUAAACAACAAAUACAAACUAAAUUUUCUGUUAAUAAUAAUGUAUCAACUAUGCAUUCUCAAUCCUAUCAAAAAACAAAUGAUAGUCAAGAAAAUCAAGAUCGAUCACAUGAUGAUCAUGAAAAUUUACUAAACAAAGAAAUAUCUAAUUUAUUUCCAAUAUCAUCAUCAUCAUCAACAUUCGAUAAUAAUAUUCAAAAUAAUAAUAAAUCGAUACAAAAACCUAUGCAUGAAGAAUCUAUUCAACUUGAAGAUUUGAAUGUAUCAUCUGAACAUAAUUCUGGCUAUAAUUCAUCAAUAGAAGAUACUCAUUAA